AUGGCCUCUCAGAAGCCGCAGAGGAGCCUUGCGGAGGUCGAGGACAUCAUCCUCCGUAAGAUCUUCUUGGUGUCUCUGGCAGGGCCGGUGGGGAGUGAUCCGAGGGUGGUGUACCUGGAGAUGACCGCCGCGGAGGUGCUGAGCGAGGGCAAGGCACUGAUGCUGUCCAGGGAACUGAUGGAGAGGGUCCUCAUUGACCGGCUUUCGGGGGCCUUCCCCGGGGCGGAGCCAGCUUUUUCGUACCUCGUCGGUUGCUACCGCCGGGCACAGGAGGAGGGGAAGAAGGUGGGCUCGAUGAAGGAUCCGGCUGUGCGGACCCAGAUGGAGUCGGCGGCAAGGCAGGCUAGGAAACUCGCGGUGUCUUACUGCAGAAUCCAUCUUGGAAACCCUGACAUGUUUGGGCACGGUGAGGAUAGUGCGGGUGCCCCGCAACUACUUGACCUGAUAUUCUCGGAGGUGGCUACCUCUUUGGACGCGUUUGGAGGAAAUAGUCUGGGCGGGGGUCAUGUCAGCCCUCCUGGCUUUCUGGAGGAGUUUUUCAAGGAGUCGGAUGUGGACAGCUUGGAGCCAGUAAUGAAGGAUUUGUAUGAGAAGUUGAAGGGCUCUGUUUUUCGAGUGUCAGUUCUUGGGAACUUUCAGCAGCCUUUGAGGGCUUUGCUGAUGUUGGUUAGUUAUCCGAACUGUGCAAAACUCCUGGUCAAACACCCAAAUUGGUUACCAAAAGGACAUUAUGUGUCCGGGCGUGUCAUCGAGACGAUGAGCAUCUUAGGACCUUUCUUCCAUAUCAGCGCUCUUCCUGACCACAUUAUCUUCAAGUCUGAACCAGAUGUGAGGUCAGUAUGAGCUACGCAAAAGAUGACAUAUAGUCGUUAACUAUAUUGAUUUAUUUUUGCUUCGUGAAAAUUGUACAUUUGUCUUUAUCUCCUAAAUAGAUUGGUACCACCUCUUGGCUGUAACCAUUAUGGUCAACUAUUUUGACUCAUUCUUUUCUUGAGAGUUAGACUGGCACCAUCCAUUCUCUAUGCACAAAAGCCAAUCAGAAUACUUAAAGAAGGGGAAAAUUACUUAAUUUAUGUCGGAAUUAUGGGAGUUCGUAUUUUUGGCAUUCUAUGUGACUUGUCAUUAGACAACCCCUCUGUGAGAAUGGCUGAAAUUUUAACAUCUACCCACCUAACCACCUCUAAGGCAUUAUGGGGCAGCCAGUUGCUUUUCUGUAAUCACUUUUAAUGGACGACAAUUGUUGACGAGCGCCUCAUUAUGACUGAUCUUUGUCUCACUAAAUGUAUGACUCAUCCCUCGUCUGGGAGUGUUUUAGGCAUCUCGUGACCUCCAACCUUCUCACGUUUUACUUGAGUAAUUCUAAUACCUGCUAACUUCCUGAGGACAGUAAGAAAAUUCUCGACAUAAAAGAUAAGCCACCUGUUCACCAAAGGAAGGCAUCUGCUUACUUUCCGAUGAUCAUCACUUAUACUAGCCAUGUAUUAUCUGCCAAAUGUGGGAAAGGUUGUCCGAUUAUAAUAUAGUGGUGCAAUCAGAUACCCUUGAACAUGUGAGCCAUAUAAGAGUAUGUUCACCUCAAUGCUUCUCUGACUGGCAAGCGUUUUUAACUCUCCUGUUUACACUGUUGAAUUCAUUGAUGUUCUAGUGAAGAUUUGGCUUUAUAAUUGCUAAUUUUUAUCCAUGUUUUUGAUAAACCAGGCAACAGUGCUUCCCAGAUCCCUCUAGGCAGCGUUCAGCUGAUAUGCUAUCUUCUUUUACAACUAUUAGGACGGUCACGAAUAUUCUAUAUGAUGGCCUUGCUGAAGUUCUUCUUGCUUUGCUUAAAAAUGUUGAUACUCGAGAAGCCGUAUUAGAGUAUCUUGCAGAGAUGAUCAAUAAGAACAUAGCAAGAUCACGUAUGCGGGUAAUCUUCUUUUCUGUAAUUUAAGGAGUGUCUUUUGAAUGUUUAGGAGGGUAUCUUGCAAAUUUGUUUCUGAUUUGAUUUGUACUUCAGCUUUAUUCUGAAACAUGUGUUCCAGGUUGAUCCUCUAUCUUCUGCAAGUUCUGGUACAUUUGUUACUCUGAGUGCUGUUAUGCUUCGCCUCUGUGAACCAUUUCUAGAUGCAACGUCCCAAAAGAUUGAUAAAAUUGAUACUAGAUAUGUGUUAUAUGAUGAGCGGUUAGAAUUAAGGUUUGACUCUUUCCAAAGUUUGAUACUUUUAAGCAUGUUCUAUUCCUUCCUUCUAGAAACUUCAUAUCUGGAGAAAUCUUACCAUGUGGAUGCCCUUUUUGUAGACAAUUGACCGCCAUGAAUUUAUCAUCUGAGGAGGUUGCAGCAUGGGCAGACGGUGGCUGUAAUGGGGCAACUGAUGGAGAAGGUACAAAUGAUGAAGAUAAUCGUGCAAAGCAAUCACAAGAAGCCACGACUUCAGGCAAUAAUGAUGGAGACUCUGUCCUUUCUAGAGGCAAGCCACGGACAGGUUCUGGUGGGAAGAACAAGUAUUCAUUUAUUUGUGAGUGUUUCUUUAUGACUGCCAGGGUUCUGAACUUGGGAAUCAUAAAGGCCCUCUCAGACUUUAAGCAUUUAAGUCAGGUAGGGAAAAGAUUUCCACUUUGGUCUUUAAUCUUCUUCCAUGUUCUUGAAAAACUAAAAUUAAUUGUUCUUUUGAGUUGAACAAUUUCUUUUCCUUCUUCUUGCUUAUUCAUGGCGACUUUAACUUUAAGGAUCUCUUAGUUUUCUUAAGAAAUACGGAUUUUAUUUGGUAGAACUUUCGACAAAACAAAUGGUCAAAGAUUUGUAUUAAUUGUUGUAUAUGGUAUCUACUAUUUUGUUCGUACUUGGUGAUUUUUGAGUGAUAGAUGCUUAUUUAUUCAGUAAAAAAAUAUUCUAGGAGUUGUCAAGGUGCGAGGAAGAUUUGUCCACAUAUAAAGCUAUGCAUGAACAAGGAGGUUCUCCACAAAUUGAUCAAGAUAUUGCUCGUCUUGAGAAGGAAAUCGAGGUGCUUUUACAGGAGAGAUUGUGUUAUGAAGCUCAGCUACUGAGGGUGAGUAUAAAUAGUUGAAUGAAUGAACAAUGUAUUAAUGUAUUGAAAUUCCUUCUCCUCAUCUGACUUAUGAAUGUACUCUUAAUUUAUUUAUUCAAAUAACCUGUGGUUUCCUUCUUUUACUGUUACCUUUAGAAGGUCAAGACUUUACAUAUUCUCAUCAUGCUAUUCCCCAGUCAAUGAACCUGAACUUCUUUUCUAUAUUGUUACUUAUUCAACAUUGUGGACUCAUACAACCAUAGAUCUAGACUUAUCUGAACCACAUAAAAAGAUGUAGACUUCUUCUCACCACCUCCUAUUUGCUGUCCGAGGGUUUCACUCCUAACAGUGCUUUCUUCACCUCCUCCCUUUCUGUAUUAAAACCCGCGAUUAAGCUCUUUCAUUUAUUUUUUAGCUUGACUUCACUUGCCUCUUGUAGAAUUUUCAUCUUCGACCUAGUGGCACAUAAUUGAUCGUUGGAUAGGACUAUAGUGGUCCAUCAGCUUACUAAGUAAUGACUCUAGUUAGCCCAGUGCAUGUUACUGGAGCUUUUGAUGCAUCCCAAUCCUUUUCUCUGCCACCAUGUGGCACAUUCAAUUCAACACUUCAGUGACGAGAACAGUGAGGAGAUUAGACAGAGUCUCACUGCCUGAUACCUUUUUCACUGUUGAAGAAUCUCGUAGAUACUAAUCAGCACACGAAAUCUGGCAGAGGUUAUGUUAGGACCGGAUGUAUUCGUAUAUUCAUAAGUGAAAUCCAUCCUAUCUAGUUCUUCUCUGCUUGUAGGCGUUCAUAUGGCAUGAUGAAGUUCGCUUUAAUUUGUUGCCCUUAAUAAAUCCACUAUGAUUCUUUCCAAUCAUCUUAUUGACCAUUCCCUCAAAUUCUGAAUUCUGUAAACUAGAAGCAAAUUUAUUUGAGCGUUUGAAGUAUCUCUUCAAGAUCCUCACGAGCAUUGCGUCAUCUUUAAAUUAUUAUAUCUUUUACUGAUAAAAUAAGUCCUUCAUCUGGUACUUUAUUUCCUUAGGAUGGGCCAUUUCUUCAGCGUGCGUUAUCAUUCUAUCGGUUAGUCAUUGUCUGGGUGGUUAGUCUUGUUGGUGGAUUUCGAAUGCCGCUGCCAUCAGAGUGCCCCAUGAAAUUUGCAUCCAUGCCUGAGCAUCUUGUUGAUGACGCCAUGGAUCUACUUAUUUUUACCUCCCGAAUCCCAAGGGCCUUGGACGGAUUUGCAUUGGUACGUAUUCUAUUAAGGUUUUCAUUAUUCUCUUUUUCUCAUAUCAAGUGAUUUCCACCUUGCCUCCUGAUAAUUUACAUUCAUAUGUUUUUAUGCAGGAGGACUUUUUGAACUUUAUCAUCAUGUUUAUGGCAAGCCCCUCUUAUGUUAAGAAUCCAUACUUAAGGGCGAAGAUGGUUGAAGUCUUGAAUUGCUGGAUGCCACAGAAAAGGUGGAAAUUUCCCGUUCAAGUUUUUGAUUGUUUCAUUCUUAAUAAAUAAAACUAUAUAUUAUGUAAACGGCCUUUCAGGUGAAAUGUUGGUUUUGAUUUGCCACCUCUGUUUUUUCCUCAGUGGAGCAUCCUCUACAGCUGCUCUUUUCGAAGGACACCAACUUUCUCUUGAUUACCUAGUUCGUAAUCUCAUGAAGCUCUAUGUGGACAUCGAGUUUACUGGUUCUCACACACAGGUAGUUGUGUAGUACUUUUUCGUGCGCAUUUGAAUAGAAAAUGGAUGAUCUUUCUGACGAUUUCGUAAUAUUUUUCAGAAACUUUUAAGUUAUUUCAGCAGACAAAUCUUCAUUGCUUAUAUUUGCCAAAAACCUCUUAUGACUAAAUAUAUUCUGCGUUUAAAUUCUGAGGAAUUUUAUAGGUAAUAGAAGGGUGAAUGAAAGACGAAUUACAUUGUCCAGUCACCUGAAGAUUGGUUCUGCACGGGCGAAUAAAACUUUCUUUUAGGAUUUAGCUAGAGGAGAUCUGCAGUCUCAUCGAGCUAACACAUCCCACAAAAUCUGCUUGCAGUGCACUCAGAACUAAACAAACACAAUAUUGAAACAGCGUCCAUUAUUCAGUCGAGUCAUACCUGUUUGACUAAUAAAAUGAACACGGCUGUGCCACAACGGGUAGCUUUACCCUCAUGAAUAAACCUGUAUCCAUUUAAUUUGAUUCUGAACGCCAAGUUUCUUCACACAUUCGUAACAAGUUUCAGUUCAUAGAGUGACAUACGUAUGCAAAUUCCCUCAUUAAAUAUUAACGAAACUCCAUCACUACUCGUUUCGAUUCUUCCUUUUCUCGCUUUGGUUAUCUCUGCUCUCCCCCUCUCAUCACGUUCAUCUCCCCUUCUUCCUCUUUCCCUGCGCACCUGGUUGAAGAACACAAUAGAAAUCACCACAACAAAGACAACCUGCAGCCACUUCCACUUGUAGUGGUUUUACUACGCAAAACUAGCAGAUCCAGGUCUACUGGACAACAGGUUGAUCUGAGACAGUAGUGGACGUUGCAUAUGGUAUAAGGCAGAUUGGCAAACCUAAGCCCAUCGAUAGUAUAAAGAGGACUUGAGGCUGAUGAUUAUAUCAAUACAAGUGACUAUAAUUCUAUGCAGCCUGAUCUAUGGAAUCUCAUUGUAAUUACACAGAUAUCAUUUAGGGGACAGCCACUGAAUGUACACAGGUCAUAAGUACUGAAUGAUUUUAUGUAAUCUGUGGAUAGGAUCUGGGCAUUGUGAUUGAGUCAUAGAGAGUUCACAGGUGGAGGUAGGAGCUCUGGAAAGUGGGCUAUGGAUGUAUCAAGGAUUAUUCUACUACGGUCACAAGGGUAACCAAGGGCAUCCCGCCCUCCCCUCCCCCAUUCUUCAUAGUCUUUUUGUACUCAUCUGAACUUGCAACGCUGCAAGGGAAAUGACGAAAGAAGCGGUACCUGUAUGAGGAGAACAUAAUGAAUUUUUUGUAAGCUUACUGGCAAGCCUUAUUCAAGUUAGGAAGACGACAUUGAACUGAUAUGACUUCUUGUUUCUGACAUGGAAUUUUAUUGAAUACAUAUUGAGGGAUGUCAUGUGAAGAAAGUAAUCAUACAGGGGUUGUCUACAUGUACAAUAUUCUACUGGGGUUCAACCUAUAUGCAAUUCUUUCGGUGUUUUUUUCGUAAGAAAUGCUGUUUUUAUUGAUUGCUCUUUACAUGCAGUUCUUCGACAAGUUUACUAUUCGCCAUAAUAUCGCUGAACUUCUCGAGUAUUUGUGGGAUGUACCGAGUCACCGCAAUGCAUGGAGACUGGUGAGAUGACCUUCGUCAACUCUCCCCUCAUUAAUUUUCUUUUUUUAACUUCAGAAUAAUCUCAUUUAUUCUGGUUUAUUGUUUCAGAUUGCCAUAGAAGAAGAGAAGGGCGUGUAUCUGAAUUUUUUGAAUUUUCUUAUCAAUGAUAGCAUCUAUCUUCUGGAUGAAAGUCUCAAUAGAAUCCUCGAGAUGAAGGAACUAGAGGCAGAAAUUUCCAAUUCUGCAGAAUGGGAGAGGAGACCAGCAGAAGAGAGGGAAGAAAGGAUGCGUCGUUUUCAUUCUCAAGAAAAUGUUAGUUUUUUAAUGGUUUUUAUAAGGAGGGAAAUUGGAUCAAAGUAACAAUUCUUUAUGUUAAAGUGCUUGCUGAUCACUUCAGUUUAAUCUACAGCAGGAUCACUUGAUAUGUUUUUACCACAUACUCAUCUCCAAAUUGGUGUUGACUCUUCAGUUCAUCCGAUUUGACUUAAAACUGGCAAAUGAGGAUGUGGGAAUGCUUGCUUUCACUUCGGAACAGAUCCCUGCUCCGUUUCUUCUACCAGAGAUGGUGAUAAUUCUUAUCCUGUCUUGCAUCUAAUUAUUGUUCACUGAUCUAUGUGGAACUCUAUUCUGUGCAUUUGUGAUUUACAAAUCAAAUUAAACUUUCAAACUUGUAGCAUGAUAAGCUUUACAUCUUGAUUUAAUCUCAUGGUUUUUAGACUAGCCUUCUUUGGAUGAAAUUAUUCUUGUAGAAUGUAGAGGCACCUCACCAAGGGUUUAAGCUGAUCUGAUUAACUGAAGUAGUCUUUUGUUGGUUAAAUGAGUGCAGACGAUGAAUAUUAAACGUUUCGUAGAAGCAGCACCGUUUUUCUGUCUCAUGAUUAUCUUCUUCUAGCCCUCGUUUCUUAUUUGAAUGUCAGUGGACGUUGACAGGCAUCCUAAUUUCUGCUCUACUUUCAUCUUGUGCUCUCUUAUUUCUCUUGUGUUUCCUGGCGACCUCAAGUGGCCCUCUCCUUUCCUAAUAUCAUUUCCUCUCCUUUCCUAAUUUCAAGUGGCCCUCUCCUUUUUCUGUCAGUGUACGUUUUUCUUUUUCUCAUCCACUGUUCUCAUUGAACCGUCUGUAUCCUCCUCUGCUUGUUUCAGGUGGAGAGGGUUGGGAGCAUGCUGAAUUACUUCCUCCUGCAGCUUGUUGGUCCGCAGCGGAAAUCUCUUACCCUAAAGGACCCUGAAAAAUAUGAGUUUAGGCCAAAACAGCUGCUAAAACAGGUAGGAACGUGCAAUGCUUAUGCUGGCAGUUCUUUGUUUAAUUAGUCCUUUUGAAUUUUAUUCGUCUCUCUGUGGUUAUCAACCCUAAAAAAUAUUUGAUGCCCUAUGGUCAAUCAUCUAAUUAUGUGGUUGUGAUAUUUGAAAAGAUUGUUACUAUAUACGUCCACAUUGCAAGGGGAGACAAAGAAGGUAUCUUCCCCUCUGCUAUCUCAAAGGAUGGGCGGUCAUAUAAUGAGCAGGUAUGCAUUCUAUUUUUGAAAUCUAUUUAUCUGGCCACUUCUCUGCAAAAUCUGCUAGCCCAUUAUUUUUCUAUAUUCUGACAGCUUUAUCUGCAUCAGCUAUUUUCUGCAGCAGCUGGGGUUCUGCAGAAGAUCGGUGCAGAUGGAAGGCUUGUUCAAGAAUUUAUUCAACUUGGUGCAAAAGCUAAAGAUGCAGCAUCCGAGGCGAUGGACGCCGAGGAGACACUUGGAGAGAUUCCUGAUGAAUUCCUGGACCCAAUUCAGGUUUUCUUUAGAUUCUUAAAAAAGAAAAUUCUAGUUCUGCAUUAUUUUCAUGAUUUCCUGAAUUUAUAAAAAAAUUCAUUAGUCAAAACGUUCCAGUAUAAUUAGCUCAUAUUAGUAUCUGUUUAAGUGAUAUAUUUUUUUACUAUAUUUCAUAUUUAUUCAUUAUGAUAUUUAUUCAUACCUACAGCAUACCCUCCCUUUGGGCACAAUUUCCUGAAAGAAAAGGGAAAAUUCUCUCCGCGAAAUUAUUUAUCGGACUUUCCAAUUAUAGAAAAUGAUAUAUAUUGCCUCAACACUGAAACUUUGUUCAAAAUUCAGAGGGAGAUAUUAAACCAAUCUUCCUUUUUUAUGGCAUCUUGAAGGUUUACAUUUUUUUUUUUUAAUUUUUGAAAAUAUCACUUCCAACCUGACUCUUUUUGUUAAUUAAUCCCUGUACCAAUAUGCUAGAAUAUUAUGGUGGAACCAGAUAGAGCGCCUACUUCUACUAAUCUGAGUCCCUCCUCCCUUGCAGUACACUCUGAUGAAGGAUCCCGUGAUCUUACCCUCCUCAAGAGUCUCUGUAGAUCGGCCAGUAAUCCAGAGGCAUCUGCUUAGUGACAGCGUAAGAAAUACAUUCCAUCUCCAGAACUCUUUUUUUAGUUAUUUCCCUAAAUAAAAAAUAAAAAAUUAAUAACAACUCAUUUCCAAAUUUGCCAACGUUUUUCAGAGCGACCCGUUCAAUCGAUCUCAUCUCACUCAAGACAUGCUGAUCCCCAACACCGAGCUCAAGGCGAGGAUUGCAGAAUUCAUCGUGACCCAGCAGAUGAAGCGGCACAGUCGAGGAUUGAAGCGGGCGAUGGAAGGAGCCACCGAGGAAUCUGAAUCCAUGAUGGAAGACUGA
This is a messenger RNA of Spirodela intermedia, 8881 nucleotides long. Lineage: Eukaryota; Viridiplantae; Streptophyta; Magnoliopsida; Alismatales; Araceae. The record is from the annotation of a GenBank genome assembly.